This is a messenger RNA of Suillus subaureus, 903 nucleotides long. RefSeq lists its product as uncharacterized. The record is from RefSeq and is a predicted model, not a curated record. NCBI's taxonomy places the organism in Eukaryota, Fungi, Basidiomycota, Agaricomycetes, Boletales, Suillaceae. The coding region runs from base 1 to 903 and encodes 300 amino acids. The transcript is spliced from 2 exons.
AUGGAUGCCCAACACCUAUUCCUUGAAAUUUACUCCUUCAUGGAUUGGGUUCUCAUCACCCAACCUUGCAUCUCCUCCAGCAUGGGAGCCAACACUGUUAAUUCAGCCUGGAUGGGCGCUUUCACACACGACAGUGACAUGUGCAACAAGCUCCACAUGGCUGGUGUCCCCAUCUGGUAUGUCCAUACAAUGGCAUACAUACCUGCUAAUAUGAAGGUGAUGAAACCCGUAUUAAUCAUGCAUCCAGAUGACAUUGUCAUCUCGAUGUACGCAGAGGGCAAUAAAAUCUGCCCCUACAACAUCAUCUAUCAUGGUCAAGGUGGCCACCAGCGUCAGCUUCAUGUUCACCACCUAUAUGGUGGCACAACUUUCAAAAAUCCCGAUGGGCCGGUUGCUUCAGCAAGCAGUUUCUCUAUGCCCAGUUCUUCUACACCUGUGUCAUGCUCUAAGCCAUCCGCUGCUGGAAAGGCCCCUCAAAAAAAUGUGAGAGAGGCUCAGCCCACCCAACCAUCCCAGUCAGGCGAAUCCAGGGACAAGUGGAAAGACCCUGAAAGCCCAUAUCUUCCACUGUCUAUCUUAUAUUGGGAUGAUGCCCUCAAAACUUGCACAAAGGAUCCAUCUUGUGUGUAUAUGCCCUAUGUGAUUGAUCAGGGAUACAGAUUCCCUGAACCUGCUCUUCUCCUCGGUCCAAAGCUACUGGAGCACCUGCAAGGUUAUAUUGCCACCUGGCUUGCUUGUCGUCUGUUAUGGAUUGGCCGAGUCAAUCAUGACCCACCACGCAAUUACCCUUUGCCACAGCUCUGGCAUGACUUCCUUGGCAGUGGAUUGACAACCCAAUCACAAGGUGCUGCGCCCAAAGGCAAAGAUCCCGAAAAGAAGGGUCUUAUGGCAGUGGAGAAGUGA